Cuscuta epithymum is the source of this 695-nucleotide messenger RNA. Lineage: Eukaryota; Viridiplantae; Streptophyta; Magnoliopsida; Solanales; Convolvulaceae. The record is from the annotation of a GenBank genome assembly.
CUAGUGAUACUUUUAUUUUCUGCCUGCGCCGUUGGUAUCUUCGUUCACGACUACCCGCAAGUGAGUGAAGCAGGACAUGCUUGUUUAUGUAUAAUAGUCAUCGUAUUGGUGCCCUUGUUCAGUGUCUUUCUUACUGACUGCACCUUUAGAAUAAAGAGAUUGCACCGAAUCCGGGAAGGGCAACGAGAAAGCCCUGAAUUCUCGGUGGACAACGUGGUCAUAAAAAAAAUCGACGUCACCGGCGGCAACACCCUCUCCGCCGCCCUCAGCUUCACCCUCCACGCCAACAACCGCUACAAAAGCCGCGGCAUUUACUACGCCGCGGCCGAAGCCAAACUCUCUUUCUACUACUACGCCGACGGGUACGGCCGCGCCUCUCUCAUCCGUCAAUCGAGAUGGUACUAUCUCAAUAGUGGGACCCUUGCGUUCGCCGCCAUGAGCUCCGCCCCGGUCAACCUGCCGCCGGGAAACAACGUCCCGGCUGGCGGCAUCGCCUUCUCUGCGGAGUCAAGGAACGUGACGCUCACCGGCGAGCAGGCCUCGCUGUUGAUUGAAUAUAAGGAGAACUUGGAUAGGUUCGAUGCGUUCUUGACGGUGAGAGCUCUGGUGAAGAACGGCAUCUCCGACGCCCGUUCUCGUUUGCUUGAGGUCACGUGCGGGUCUAUGUCUCUCGUGCCCAAUUCUACGCACGUGUU